Messenger RNA from Drosophila sulfurigaster albostrigata, 1123 nucleotides. Its product is annotated as glyceraldehyde-3-phosphate dehydrogenase 2. Gene Ontology annotation, molecular function: oxidoreductase activity, acting on the aldehyde or oxo group of donors, NAD or NADP as acceptor; NAD binding; NADP binding. Gene Ontology annotation, biological process: glucose metabolic process. Lineage: Eukaryota; Metazoa; Arthropoda; Insecta; Diptera; Drosophilidae. The transcript has 2 exons. The record is from RefSeq and is a predicted model, not a curated record. The coding region runs from base 95 to 1093 and encodes 332 amino acids.
UUUACUCAAAGCAGUUGCAGUUGAUUCCCGACGGGUGAACUGAGCGAAAGUAAAAGUGUGAUCCAGAAAAGAAAUUUUCAUAAAUCCAAAAAAGAUGUCGAAAAUUGGUAUUAACGGAUUUGGCCGCAUCGGUCGUCUGGUGCUGCGCGCCGCCAUCGACAAGGGCGCCACCGUCGUUGCUGUCAACGAUCCAUUCAUCGAUGUCAGCUACAUGGUCUACUUGUUCAAGUUCGAUUCCACCCACGGCCGUUUCAAGGGCACCGUGUCCGCCGAGGGCGGCUUCCUGGUCGUCAACGGCCAGAAGAUCACCGUGUUCAGCGAACGCGACCCCGCCAACAUCAACUGGGCCAGCGCUGGUGCUGAGUAUGUUGUUGAGUCCACCGGUGUCUUCACCACCACCGAGAAGGCCUCCACUCACUUGAAGGGUGGCGCCAAGAAGGUCAUCAUCUCGGCCCCAUCUGCCGACGCACCAAUGUUCGUCUGCGGCGUCAACUUGGAUGCCUACACCCCCGACAUGAAGGUUGUGUCCAACGCCUCGUGCACCACCAACUGCUUGGCUCCCUUGGCCAAGGUCAUCAACGACAACUUCGAGAUCGUUGAGGGUCUGAUGACCACCGUGCAUGCCACCACUGCCACCCAGAAGACCGUCGAUGGCCCCUCCGGCAAGUUGUGGCGUGAUGGCCGUGGCGCUGCCCAAAACAUCAUUCCAGCAUCGACUGGUGCUGCCAAGGCUGUUGGCAAAGUGAUCCCAGCUCUCAAUGGCAAAUUGACUGGCAUGGCUUUCCGUGUCCCCACACCCAAUGUGUCCGUUGUCGAUUUGACCGUGCGUCUGGGCAAGGGCGCCACUUACGAUGAGAUUAAGGCCAAGGUGCAGGAGGCUGCCAAUGGACCAUUGAAGGGCAUUUUGGGCUACACCGAUGAGGAGGUUGUCUCCACCGACUUCCUCAGCGACACUCACUCCUCGGUGUUCGACGCCAAGGCUGGCAUCUCUCUGAACGACAAGUUCGUGAAGUUGAUUUCGUGGUACGACAACGAGUUCGGUUACUCCAACCGUGUCAUUGACUUGAUCAAGUACAUGCAGAGCAAGGAUUAAAUACACAGGCUAAAUAAAAAAGAACAACAA